Molecule: messenger RNA, 1266 nt
Organism: Protomyces lactucae-debilis
Lineage: Eukaryota; Fungi; Ascomycota; Taphrinomycetes; Taphrinales; Protomycetaceae
Product: Endonuclease/exonuclease/phosphatase
Exons: 1
Coding region: 225-1028 (267 amino acids)
Molecular function (GO): catalytic activity
Source: RefSeq, a predicted model, not a curated record
CUACGUGGUCUCCAGCAAGACAAAACUCUUGCAGCAGUGCCCCUGAGCCCAUGGUCAGCUGCUACCUUGGAAAUGAGCAGACUGUAAGGGCUCGGCCUAGCUAGGCCACAGAUUGAAAGUAGCUAGACUCUGCUUAUUGCUCAGUGCAGCAGUUCUCCGCGGCCUAGGGAGUCAAGGCUACAUGUGAAUCUGUGAGUCUGUGAGCCUGUGAGGUAUCGUCCUGGAUGGAGCAGAUGGGUGUACAUGUACAUAUGUGGAUGUCGUCGACGUUCGAAUUCGCAAGUUGCCAGGUUCACGGACAUUUGGGCAACCGACCGCGGGACCUGGCGGCCAUCUAUGUGCUCAAUGCCAGAGACGACCUGGAAGUGGAACACAGACUCGACCUCAUGGACGACCAGGAUGCAGUGUGCAUUGACAUCAAGCUCAAGGAAGCCUCCAAGGCGAUCACAUUAGUUAAUGUGUACAACCAGGUGCCAAUGGGACAGGCUGAAGACGCCUCGCAAGCGAUGGAAGCAAGCGAGUACACAUUGAAAAGGAUCUGGAGCGCGCUAAGAGACCUUCCAAGAGACGCUAUCAUCACGGGGGAUAUGAAUGCGCAUCACCCUCACUGGAACGAAUUUACCCAGCGACCAAGGCUACAUCAGGAACUCAUGAGGCUUGUGAGCGAACGAGAGUUCGUUCUACAGAAUGAUGGUUCAUUUACGAGACGUGGCAAUGCAGGGCAAGUCGACACUAUCAUCGACCUGACGUUUGCGCGAGGUUGGGCCCUCUCAGGCAUGGCAGGAUGGCGAACCAGGCAAGACCUCACCACAGGAUCCGACCACGAAGUGAUCCAUCUCAUGGUUGACUUACCAAAGCCGAUCUCCCGACACCGACUGGCAACGCAGCAAAACGGAGACCAUCCACUCAGAUACAACCUGAAGACUCUCAGCCCGAGAAGUCGAAGGAACUUGAGCAAAGCCUACGAGAAGCGCUGGUACAUGACAGUCGGGGCUGGGACUUGGAGGCAGCAAGUGCAGAGGACAUAGACGAGGCCGCUGCGCGUCUUGACCAGGCUAUUGCAAAAGCACUCAGAACCACUUGCAGACCUACCUCGGCACUGAAGGGACGCAAGAGAUGGUGGAACACAGAACUAGACCAACACCUUGCGGAGCUCCACACGAAGCGCAAUAGGUCUCUGCAACAUAGGGACCAGCCGACACGCCAAGAUUACAAAAGAGCCCGCAACAAAUGGAGAAGGCUGGUGCGCGACACAAAACGCAAGUG